Molecule: messenger RNA, 1809 nt
Organism: Cydia pomonella (codling moth)
Lineage: Eukaryota; Metazoa; Arthropoda; Insecta; Lepidoptera; Tortricidae
Product: protein regulator of cytokinesis 1-like
Exons: 10
Biological process (GO): mitotic spindle midzone assembly; microtubule cytoskeleton organization
Cellular component (GO): mitotic spindle midzone; spindle; cytoplasm
Molecular function (GO): microtubule binding
Source: RefSeq, a predicted model, not a curated record
GGCCAAUAAUACGAAGCCACUGUUUGUACAGGGCAAUAAUGUACAACCCGAUAAUUGGCGUCCAAAAAAGUGGUCGCCAAUUAUUGGGAUGUACAUUAUUUGGCCGUGCAUUAACCGGACUCUAACGGUUUCAAUUUGUAACGAUUGUAUUUCAAAUAACCACAAGCAAACGUCUUUUCACUAAUUUCAUUCGUGCUUUGAUAAAUCAGUGUUUCAAUGUUAUGUGUGUUUUAAUUUAAUAAGACAAUAAUUGUGGUUAAAUAAAUCUAUAUGCAUUGUUAUUUCUUGUAAUCUAUAAAAUUUGUGCUGUAAAUCUAUAAAAUAUUCACGAUGUUCACGGAGGAAGUUUAUCAUUUAUUUGAUGGCGUCACAGAGGAAGUAUCCCGAAACGUCCGUCGCCUAAUGGUAGAACUUUGGCUGAACUGGUCCCAUGUCGGCAUAGAAUACGAGGAUAAGGUCCGCAACAUAAACCAACUGGUGGAGAUUGAGGAAAACCUCCACCGUGACCUGUUGGAUGAAACCAAACGGCAAGUUAAGACCAUGAAAAAGAAGGUUGAAGAAUUAAAAGAAGAGGGCAAGAAGUUGUGCAAAAACCUGUCUAUAGACAUCAGUAUUAUAGAGCACAAAGAGGACAUGAUGCUGUUUGAGUAUAAGAAAGAGCUGGAAAAACAGAUAAUGAGGUUUACACAACAAAUAGAGCAGAGGCAGAUUGAAAUGAACCGCCUACUAGAAUGGCAGCAUGAUUUGACUGAGAAACUCGGAGUCACCUUCAAUGAGCUGCAAGACAAUCGGCUCCCGCCUCAAGACGAGUUGGACAAGUUGAGGAACCAUCUUGCAGGGCUGCAGUCAAAGAGGGACGAACGUUGCAAGAUAUUCCUGCGCACACAGAUUGAAAUUAAGAAAAUCAUGGACGAACUCCAAAUGAGACCACAGAGCGAGUUCGAGCAAGUGGUGUUCAGCUCCCGGUCUGUGGACUUCAAGUCGACAGAUCUGAACAUGGACCGUCUGGCCAUGCUGCAGCAAGACUUGCAGGAGAAAUAUCACCAGACCAAUAAGCGGGUAUUAAAACUGCGCCAGCAUCUGGAGGGUCUCUGGGACUGUCUGGAUAAAGACCAGACAUACAGAGAGAACUUCCUCAAGGCGCACCCUGGCUGCCAUGCAGCCACUGAAGCUGCCAUUGAGGAGGAAAUCAAGCGCUGCGAGACGAUUCAGGUGUUGGUGACGAACGUGCGGACGGAAAUUAAGCUCAUGUGGGACAACGUGAUGUUCUCCAGCGCCCAAAGAGAAGAGUUCGCGUACUACCACCAGGACGUCUUCACGGCAGAGACCCUCCAGAUACAUAAAAUGUAUCUCGAUACGAUUACCGAGUACUACAAUGAGCACAAGCCCAUCUUCGAGCUGGUGGCGACGCGCAGGAAGCUGUGGCUGAAGCAGGCCGCGCUGGACGCGCGCGUGGCCGAGCCCGGCCGCCUGCACAACCGCGGCGGGAACCUGCUCCGCGAGGAGAAGCAGAGGAAAGCUAUCGAAGUCAAUCUCCCGAAAAUUGAGACCCAAAUUCGCGAAAUAGUAACAGAGUACGAGGCGAAAUCCGGCAAAACCUUCAUCGUGGACGGAGUACCUCUACUGCAGCUUAUCGAGGACGAAAAGGAGUCGAGGAUAGCUGAGCGGCGCAACAAGCUGUCGGCCCGCAAGCGGGCGCGGGCGCAGGCGCAGGCGCAGGCGCAGGCGCAGGCGCUGACGGGCGCCGCCGCGUCGCGGGCGCCGUCCCCGCGCGCCCCCGCCCCGCGCGCCCCCUCCUCCCCGCGCGCC